Molecule: messenger RNA, 2682 nt
Organism: Orbicella faveolata
Lineage: Eukaryota; Metazoa; Cnidaria; Anthozoa; Scleractinia; Merulinidae
Source: RefSeq, a predicted model, not a curated record
AAUUCUAGCCUGACUUAAGCGUUCGAUUGUAUUAUCGAAGAAUAUUUUCAAUACGUUUACAACAAAUGAAGUCAGGAACAUCCAUAAUAAAUCUACCAUAAAUAUAGAAGUCGUUCUGCAUUGCGUGACGGAGAAACCUUGAGAAAACAAACAAACAUAAAUGGGUGACUGCCAUGACCCGCACCCAUAUGUUACUUGGUUUUGAUAUCAUGAGGCUGGAGUAGGAUUGCUUCACUUGUAACUGUCUCCUCACAGGCUUCAUUUGAGAAGGGUACGUGAAAAGGAAUUACGCCCCUUUCACCACAGCGGCAGUUUUCUCACCAUCAAGUCAUGCGCGUCAUCCUGCUUUUGGUGUUAGCGGGGUUCCUGGCCAUCACUGGUCUCAUUUGUCUCAUCACAGGAAUCGUUCUUCUGACACGUGAUACAUCAUGUGUGGAAAGCACUCCACAGACAUCGGAGAGAUGUUCUUAUUCAGACGAGGCUGUCCGUGGUGGCUUAGACACUUUUCUCAAAAAGGUGCAAGACAGUUAUUACAGGCUUCACCCAAACAAAAUUGCUGACAAGCCGGGGGUGUCGCCCACUGAAAUACGGGGAAAAUAUCGCUCUUAUGACCCAUCCCCGAGCAACAUCAGGCUUAUCACUGACGAAGCGUGGGCGCUACUCGAUGAAAUAAACCAGACGAAUUUUGAGGUGCAUGAACUAAGGCCACGCGAGAGGAAGGCUUUGGCUCAAGUCAAGCAUUAUUUGCAUCACGUUUUUGGAACCCCUUAUGAUGUGAACUAUUACGCAGGUGAUUUUCUAUUGGGCCCCAAUUUGUGGUGUUGGCAACCUCUGUGCGACGUUACGUAUGAAAUCAAGAAUAGUCUGUAUCACUUCAAGCCAAAUACAACAAAAGAUUUAGAAAAGCUGCAAAAGAAACUAGCAGAAAUUAAAGAAACAUUUGUCCAGUACAGGAGGAAUAUGGAAUACGGUGUUUUGGUUGGAAUGGUGCGCUCUGUCGAAGAGUGCAAAGCUGGAAUCAACGGAUUGACGUCAUAUUUCCGUCAGAUAUCAAUCAAAGGAGCCAAGGGAGUCCUGGAAGAAGAUUUCGUCAAUCGUCUUCUGCAACCCGAGUUUCUUGAGGCUCUUGUGGAAAAUAAAGAAGAAAGCAAGACAUGGGAAAAUAGAUAUAGAAAGUCUGUGAACGACUCCUUGAGAGAGUCUUUGGUUGAAAACGUCGGAAAAUCCAUCGAAGAGUUAUUCACGUAUCUUAGAAAAGAUCAUAUUCAGCAUUGCGUACCCAGUAAUGUGUCCAGCGGUCUCGCUACACUUCCUCUUUCCUUCGUGUAUGUCAACAGCACCGCUGACAAGUCAAAACCAACUAACAAGUCUCCACCGACAGGAGAACUGCUUAACGGAAAGAAGUCUUAUCAACAGAUCGUGUCUUACUUCACAACAAACACCAUGUCCCCGGAUGAAAUAUAUAAACUAGGUUUAAAGAUGCUGAAUGAACUCUAUCCACAGGUGCUGCAGAUAGCGAGGCUCGUGACUCAAGAAUCAGACAAUGGCACAGCCAAAAAGCAGUUUAUCAGGAAAAUGAACCAUUCAGAUAUGUACUUCAUCGAGGAGGACAUUCCGAAGAACGAGUCAGACGAAAACGCACAUGUGGUGUGCGGUGAUGUGGAAGGAGCAAAGAGAGAUUGUCCAACAAGAUGGCGAGCGAUUCAACACUGGUUCGCAGAAGAUCACAUGGUUUUCAGUCUUUUGGAUCCCAAAACGAUUGACAUGUUCCAUUUUAGUGGCCCAAAACAUACAACACCUAAUUGCCCUACAGAAAUGGCUCUGGAUUUUAACCCAUCUGGGGGAGCCAGCUAUUGGGGCGGUGACAAAAAUUGCAGAGGCAACGCCCAGUAUUAUGUACCUUUCUUUUCGGCCAGACCUGGGCCCAAAUACGAGGAGUGGAGUACGAACGCGCACGAAGGAAGGCCUGGGCACCACACACAAAUUCAAGGUCUGGAGGAACACUUCCGGGACAGCUGUGGUGGAAUAAUCAAAUGGCUUGAUUUAGAAUCUUCCUACACCGCCUUUUCCGAGGGCUGGGGGCUGUACGCUGAAAACCCACUGAUUGGUGAGGACACGGAUACUUACGCGGAUGAACCCUGGCAAAAAUAUGGCAUGCUGAAAUGGCAGGUUUGGCGUGCCUUACGCUUAGUUGUUGACUCUGGUUUGCACUAUAAAGGGUUUUCCCGCCAAAAAGCCCUGCAGUUCUUUGCAGAUUACGCCUGGGACGAAAGUGACAUCGCUUUGAAAGAAGUUACUCGGUACCAGAGUGCUCCCGGCCAGGCUACCGCUUAUAUGAUUGGUCAACAGCAUAUUACGAAACUCAGACAAAACGCGCAAAGGGUAUUGGGAGAAAAGUUCGAUCUUCGAGACUUCCACUAUCACUUGUUAUCCCAGGGUUCCUCGCCUUUAAGUUACUUGGAGCAAAGUAUCGACACUUACAUCAAUUGUGUCAAGAAUGAAAAGGCUGCUGGAUGUUUUGACAUUCUAAAUCCAGCCGUGAAAGACGAAGAUGCAGAGGAAAAUAUCGAUAACCUUGAUCAGCCAAAGAGAGGGCGUCAUUUCUUCUAACGAAUUUAUAUGUUGUGCUUUUCUCAAUAAGAUUUUCUUUGAAAAGUAAAAUUUUGUUGCUACUUUAAUUCA